AGAAGUUUAUUUCUGAUGAUAACUAUUGAAAUUUGACUGCCUGUUUCUUUGUGAGGUUGCAGUUCAUUAGCAACCAAAGAUCCCAUGUAAACUGGCUUGCCAUUUUCAUGAUAAUGCAAGAUGUAAAGACAAGAAGAGAGGGAGAGAGCUGUGAUGAGAAAAAGCCGCCAAAAUAAGAAGAAAAGUAUCUUGUUGAUUAUUUCCAGCAUUAGUGCAACUGAGGGGAAUAAACAAUUUCUCUGUGAGUUGCCAUCGUGCGUUUUGCUUCCCAUUACUGAGCCCUGCUACAGGAAUUUUCUAGCAAACAUACUAAAAUUUGGAAAUGCUUUUCCCACAUCAGCUGCACUUUUCUCUUUGGUCUUGUUAACCAAACUCUUAACACAUUCCAGGCAUUAUUCGCCCUCAGACCACAGGGUAGCAAGGAGGUUGUUACUCCACAGAUAGCCUUUGAGGACAUCAGUCCUGUUCCCCAAACACACGUGCUAGACUGGAUCACAGAUUCAAGCUGUUAAGCCCCAGAAGAGGAAGGCUACUGGGACAACGGAAUACCAUUAGGGAUUUGGAGGUUUCUUAACAUCACUUCAAGGAAAAAUAGCUCUGCCCUCCCUUGGAAGCUGUGAAACAUGAGCUUUCGCUAUAAUUCUGCCUGUGCUCUUGAGCUUGGCUCCCUGACGCACUCAGGAAGGCUCUGCUGUGCUUGUAGGUCCCUGAGAUUGCAGAGCCAGCUGUUCAGCCCCCCUCUGGGAAGGGACCGUGACGUUGCCCUCCUCUCUUUCCCAUAUUUCACCUGAGCACUACCUGUGUCACAAUGCACUUGAUAGCUUUACAGUUCACUUAAGCUGAAAUUCACUCUGUUCAUACUAUCAAGGUAAUUAAAUUCCUUCCCUCAGUAAUUUUUGUAUUACAUUUAGAAGAAAUAUAGUUUAUAACUGUUACAAUUCAUCCCUUGGAAAAAUAGUAUCAUUAAACUUCCUUUUAAAUCAAAGAACCUUUCACAUUUAUUUGUCUACUCAUUAUUCAUAAUGACAAACAGCACAAUAUUGCAAGAGUAAUCAGAGGUGCAUUAAAAUAUCGCUUUUACUAUUUAUGCUUGAAAUUUGUACAUGUGAAAAUUGUCAAAGCAACUCAAGACCCAAGCACUAUAAAUAGUGCUCUAUUGUUAGUGGAUAAAAGAUGAAGCAAGUCUCAUGGCACUGGAGCACGUCCUAGUAAGUGCUACGCUCAGCCUGUGCUAAAAGUGAAAGGCUGCAUCGACUGAUAAAGUAGUCUGCAGGCAAGGCAUACGACUGGGGGGAGCUUGGUCUGCCUCUGCAGCUUCCCCUAAGCGACGCGAAGGCAGCAGCUGCGUAUCUGUCUGCCUCAGCAAUGGAAGAAACAGUUAUAAGACACUGGGUGGAAACUCCUGUGCGUUAUCAAGAAGAGUUUGCAGUCCAAGAGCCAGAAGCGUUCAAACUGGAUCACUCCCUGUACGCUUUGCCGGGCCCUUCCACAGCUGCGCUGAGCAGCAGAAGGCGAAUCACAGAAAGUGCAGCUGGGGCCGGGACGCGCGACCAGGAGGAGGAAAACACCCGCUUUCAGGUCUUACUGGAUGUUGUGCAGUUCCGCCCUGAAGAUAUCAUUAUUCAGACUUUCGAAGGCUGGCUGCUGAUCAAAGCUCAACACGGACCCAGGAUGGACGAACACGGUUUCAUAUCCCGAAGCUUUACUAGACAAUACAAAUUGCCCGAUGGAGUGGAGAACAAAGAUCUGUCUGCUCUUUUCUGCCAUGAUGGCAUUUUGGUUGUUGAAAUGAAGAACUCGGUGGGAAAGAACUAAAUUCUUGUGAAUAGUUUCUCGGUGAGACAAAAUUAUUCUUAAUGUAACAAAAUACUGUAACUCAAGCAAUGCUGUAGAAUGUAGUCAAGCAUGUGGCUGUAUUUAUAUUACAAAUAAGGAAAAUCUUUGUAUAUAUUUCUCAGUAUGCUGAAUUUAUUGUUUGGUGUGAAAACAGACUGCUUGCCUCCAGCUACACAUGUGCUGGAAAGUGAGGCUUUCUGAACAGUAGAAAAUUUAGAGUAGCAAGAGAAAAAAAAUCUAUUUGAUAAGAUACUGAAAAUAAAUCACAUUUAAGAGUU
This is a messenger RNA of Dromaius novaehollandiae (emu), 2114 nucleotides long. Its product is annotated as heat shock protein beta-3-like. NCBI's taxonomy places the organism in Eukaryota, Metazoa, Chordata, Aves, Casuariiformes, Dromaiidae. Gene Ontology annotation, cellular component: cytoplasm; nuclear speck. The coding region runs from base 1366 to 1815 and encodes 149 amino acids. The record is from RefSeq and is a predicted model, not a curated record. The transcript has a single exon.